Molecule: messenger RNA, 1338 nt
Organism: Orbilia oligospora ATCC 24927
Lineage: Eukaryota; Fungi; Ascomycota; Orbiliomycetes; Orbiliales; Orbiliaceae
Exons: 5
Coding region: 1-1338 (445 amino acids)
Biological process (GO): peptidyl-lysine trimethylation; peptidyl-lysine monomethylation
Molecular function (GO): protein-lysine N-methyltransferase activity; protein binding
Source: RefSeq, a predicted model, not a curated record
AUGCCGAAGCGGAGAAGACCGUCAUCAUCAUCCCAAUGCCAGGACUUCCUGGCCGACGGUGUUCCUGAGUCCCAUCAGAGACUGUUGGAGCAUGUGCUUGCCAAUAAUGCUAGGCUUUCGAAGGUGAAGAUUGCGAGGCUACCACAUGGGACCGGGAUUGUAGCUUCUGAGCGGGUUAAGAAAAACGAGGAAAUAACUUUUAUACCCAAAUCACUCCUUGUCAACCUCCACGACAUUCCAUUUCCAAAUUCUUCCCCCAUAGACCAUCCGACAAAAGUCCACAGUUCCCUCGCCGCCUAUAUCGCCUCGCAAUUUCAUAAAUCAGAUAAUAAUGACCCAUUCAUAUCAAUCCUUCCAUCAUUCUCAUCUUUCAAGUCUUCCAUGCCGCUCUUUUGGAGCAAUGAAGUAUUAGACAAUUGCUCACCAUGGGUCCGUUCAUUUGCAAUAAAGCAACAAGAAAAACUUAAGGAUGAUUAUGCACAUGCUCUAAAGAUGCAUGGUGAGCGCGGAGUGGAAUUUUCAAAAGAAGAGUAUGAAUGGGCGUGGGCGGCUGUGAAUACCCGGACUAUAUAUUAUAGACCGAAGAAGUGGUAUAAAGUUCCUGCGGAGGAUUGUAUGACUAUGUGUCCCUUUAUUGAUUAUUAUAAUCAUGAUGCGAAGGGGGAUGAAAGUUGUACCGUGAGCUUUUCAAUAGAUGGUUUGAGGGUCACGACGCAGAAGGAAUAUUCUGUCGGUGAGGAGAUAUUUGUUACAUACGGCGAGUAUAAUAACGAUCAUUUACUCGUGGAGUAUGGCUUCACACUCCCUAAAAACCAAGCCGACAAUAUGAACAUCGAUCAUUGGGUUCUUCCAAAACUUUCGUCUCGACAUCAAGAGAUAUUAAAAGAGAUAUCAUUCCACGGGUACGCCUUCACCUUCUCGCAGACUGUUAUGUAUAGUGGAUCUGAUCUUAUGAUUUCGGUUGAUGGGGAUAGUGAAUAUCUUCUGGAUGAGAAUGAAGUUUGUUAUAGGACUAUGAUGGCGUUGAGGUUGGCGGUUAUAAAGGAGAGUAUGUUGGGGAAGGGGAAAAGGUAUAAGGAUUUUAUGAAGUUGGUGGAAGGGGGGAUGGAGGAGGAUGAUUAUGUUAAGUUGUAUGAAAAGGAUGAAAAGAAGGUUGGUGAGCUUUUAGAGGAGGUUUUAAAGGCGGUUGAGGAGUUUGGAGAGGAGAAGACAGCGAAUCUGAGAAGGAUGCUUGAGAGGGAGGAGUUUUUGGAUCAGAAGGAGAGUAUAAAAUCUGCGAUUGGAAGAUGGAGACAAUGUAUAGACAUAAUCGCUAAACACAGAGCAAAGAAUAACUAG